UACUGCAGGCGUCUCUACACGCAGAAAAGACGAGAAACGGGCAGGAAAGCGUACGCCGUGCAACUGACACGGGGGAAAAGAACGCCAAUUCGUCGCGUGCCUCUACAUACCCGUACACUGCGCAGCAACGGAAAGCCACAUUUCGCUCAGUGCCCUGAUCAGCUGCUGGGUGCCCAAAGAGUGUGCUUAGUCCUCCAGGCGGCAGUGUGCAUGCGCCCGAGAACGUAUAAGCGGCACGCGGUUCUCCGAGGCGCUGACGUGCGGGAGAGCAGAGGGUGCUUGGAUUGUCGGAUCAGCGAUAUUCUCCCCCCGCUUCCAAUCCAGGAUGCCCCUCGCCUGUUUCCUCGGGCGGUUUUACACCCAAGCCCGCCCCGGGAACACGGACUGCUUUUGGUGCUGGUGUGGAGCGGCUCCGGGGUCACCCCUAGCAGCACGCGACCGGCUUUCCUAGGAGCUGCUGAACGGGCUCUUCCAACCUGCCCGUCCCAGGCAACCGAGCUCCUUCACGUCGCAGUGCCUCUCGGCUCCGGGCGCCCCGCCGCGUGCUGUAGAAAUUGUACAACGGAGCGGGAAGCGAGCAGGAAAACGUAUCGUGCCAGACCGAUGGGGGAAGAAGCAUCGCUGCCUGCUCACCUGCCGAUCCUUGCCCGGAUGCUGCUUGAGCAACGGAAAGCCGUGCGUUCUGUAAUGCCUCGGAACCCAGCUUCGGUGACCGGUUGCCCGAAUGGACCGAUGGGGGAGGAAAAACAGCGCCGCCUGCUCCCCUGCCGAUCCUUGUCCGGGUGCUGCUCGAGCAACGGAAGGCCACCUGUCCCGGAGUGCCCUGGAACCCAGCUUCAGUGAUCAGUUGCCCGAACGGACUAACCCAGCAUACUUGGGCAAGCUGAUUUCUCAGACGCCUCGACGCAAGUCCGCAAAGUUCCUGGGUUUGGUCGUCUUCACGCAGCGUAACUGUGCAUCCAGUCCAAGAGAAGAAUAUCUGUUGUGUCGGCUCUUCCAAGCAGCAUUGCGGGAAGAGAUGGAGGGGGUUGUAGCCUGGGAUGCAGCCCUGCUGUUGUACUGGUUUGGACAGAUUCUAGAAUUGAAACGGUUCUCGUGUGAUGUCCCAUGAUAACUUGCAGAUCACGCUAAAGUGUCCCUGUGUUCUGCUAGUCCUGCUUCACGUUAGUCCUUGUCAACGGUUUAUGGGCGUUAGGCCCGAUUCCGUGACAAAGGGGACGGGGGACCCAAGGGCCCACGCCCCGGGAAAAGGGGAAAGGGGAAAAGGGUAGGGAGAUGGCCCUGAGAGCAAAGA
Numida meleagris (helmeted guineafowl) is the source of this 1294-nucleotide messenger RNA. RefSeq lists its product as uncharacterized. The record is from RefSeq and is a predicted model, not a curated record. The coding region runs from base 211 to 843 and encodes 210 amino acids. NCBI's taxonomy places the organism in Eukaryota, Metazoa, Chordata, Aves, Galliformes, Numididae. The transcript is spliced from 5 exons.